ACUCUAUCUUUCUUGGCUUUCAAUGAUUAACAAGGACAAAAUGAUACUUGUGUCGACCUCGAAAUCGAUUUCCAUGUCGAAUGUUUCUUCGUUAAUUUCCGAGCGAUUCACUGGAAGAGAACGUCGUCGUCAUGCAUCAAUCGGCUUUCUCGUCUCGCAUCAGGAUUUCAGGAUACGGGAUUCGAUGGCCCGAGCGAGAAGUGACGAACGCAAUAAUCCGAACCAGGUGUGGCGAUUUAAAAUCAUGGCGAUGCGCGGUCAGUCGCGGUGGGCGCCCCUUCCUAUUUUUUCAGUAUAUUUUUAGCAAUAUCGCGUAUAAAUACACCAUCGUGAAAAGAUACAUUAUUUCAAUGUAACGUCGAUGAACAGCGAUCAGAUUGAAAAUGAGCAAGGGUUGCUGGAAAUUCGACGAAGAGGAUAAGGCCUUGUAUAUAGAUUUGGAGGAGGAAGACACAGAGGAGGAUAAGCUGUGCAAAAAGUACAGUUCUUGGGAUCAGGUACCAGACAUUUUGCUGGAGGAGAUAUUCUCAUAUUUAACUAUUCGCGAGCGCUACUAUGCAUCUUUGGUGUGUCGAUCAUGGUAUCGAGCUUUCAAGCUACAGAACGUAUGGUCCACAUUUACUCUAGAAGACACCACUCUCACGCGGGGAAAAUUUAACUACUACAGUGGCUGGCAAUAUGUUCUGGAUCACAUAAGAACGUCCACCUGCCUGAAUAAAGUCGGGAGAAACUUCCGUUCGCUUAUAUUCGAACCUAUGCUGAAUUUCUACAAUCUCUAUGAAUUUAUGAAUAUGAUAUCAUGGUAUGCCGAGCGGCAAGGCUCGGACAAUACGUCUGUGGCUGGUGUGGGUACUUAUAUAAGAAGGCUAAAAUUUACCUUUCCCUGCAACAUGGCAAACAGGGAUGAUCCCGAUCGAAUCAGAGUUUUUGGCACAGGAGGGAAAUUGCUGGAAGCACUCGAGAGACUCAUGAGAAACUUGCAGAAUCUUAGAUGUCUGGAACUGAUAGACCUAAUGCUCGAGAGUAAUGAAGCGUUACACUUGAUGGAUGAUAUCUGUACAAAUUGUACUCAGACUUUAUCAAAAUUGAUACUGAUAAAUACUACUCGUUAUAAUUGUCCAUUAUUACAUGUAGGAGUGUUCAUUAACUUAAAUGUCUUAGUUAUUAGCCCCCAAAAUUUGCACGAGGAUGUAAUAGAACUAAUAGGUUACACAAAAUUAAGACAUCUUCAUAUUUUACAAAAUCGAUACAGUCCAAAGGACACCACUAUAAGAUUGCCAAAGAGAUCAUCUUGGAUCAAGAUGAAAAUGAACAAUCCCUAUUUAAAAGUACAUUUUGAAAUAGAAAGCCAUAAAGCCACUGAUAUUCUUUUGCCUAUCGAUUUAUUAGAACAUGGCGUUAUACCAUGUCAAAGUAUAGUACUGGAUAAUCCAAACACACAAAUUUCACCGUCAAUGAUACUUACUCAUGGAGCGUUUUUUGACUCGACGAUACGGGUAUAUGCUUUUAAGGGAGUAACGAAGUACUAUCUGCACAGGAGCUUUGCCAAAAGAUUGGAUGAAGUGUUGGUGCAAUUCUGCCGAAUGUGCCCGAACCUGCAUACACUGAUGAUCCGAGAUAAGAUAUCGACUGCUACAAUUUUAGAGAUUGUCUCUACCGCGAAAUACUUACGCUGCUUAUAUGUUCGGCGAAACGUUAUCCUGAAGAGAUGUGACAGAGCUUGGUCGAAAAUUCUGGAUAGGUCACCCGAGUAUUAUCGAUGGAUCAAGGUAAAUAGCCGUAGUUAUGAGAACACGGAGAAGGAAGUAUCCAGAAUAUUGGGCUAUCGAUGGCACAUGUUAUCCGAAAAAGAAUUUAAAAUGCAAAUGAUUAAUUUGCAUAUAUAGAUUAUAAAAAUUGUUUGUAAAGCAAUUUGAGAAAAUUAUCCCAGUAGUAAGUUAUUUAAGCAUAUUAUAAUAAAAGUUAUUAUAAUAAAAUAAAGGAAUAGAAAAGAAAACAU
Pogonomyrmex barbatus (red harvester ant) is the source of this 1999-nucleotide messenger RNA. RefSeq lists its product as uncharacterized. NCBI's taxonomy places the organism in Eukaryota, Metazoa, Arthropoda, Insecta, Hymenoptera, Formicidae. Gene Ontology annotation, molecular function: protein binding. The record is from RefSeq and is a predicted model, not a curated record.